This is a messenger RNA of Closterium sp. NIES-67, 6869 nucleotides long. The record is from the annotation of a GenBank genome assembly. NCBI's taxonomy places the organism in Eukaryota, Viridiplantae, Streptophyta, Zygnematophyceae, Desmidiales, Closteriaceae.
GAUCUUCCCCGAAUUUUUCACUUCGGACGGUAGCGAAUGCUGAUUGCUGAGUCUCUUGUUCCAGGGAAUCUGAAAGCUGGGACGCACACCACUCACGCCAGGCAGGGAUUUUUCCCAACCCUAGUCCUACUGUACAGUUUUUUUUCUUGUUACAGUCCCAACUGACUGACUCGUCGCGAUUAAACCCUCUAUUGGUCCCCGUUUAGUCCUCUCCCCGCUUGUUCGCAUCCGCUGGCCGAAUCACGCCAACCGCGUAAUCAUUCGUCUGAUGAGUUUUUACUUGUGAAGUGUUUUUUUUCUCGACUUAUUGUCAGUCGCCUUCGAGUCCGCAUGGCUCAACAACCGACGCUAAUCUCGCCGCCCCUGGCGUCCCGACCCGGCGGCCAUAUUCACUACCUCUACGGCAUGCACCCUCCUAGUCCUGCUCCCGACGCCUUCGCUCUCGCACGAGGCAUCAGCGGCUCUGAUAUACCUAGUCUCGAUGACGACGGGACAGCCGUCGAUUCUGUCACGUCCAGUGGCAGCGGUGGCGGCGCCGCUCCCGCUGGCUACUACUCCCCGAGCCUGGCUUCGUCCGCCUCGGGGGAGAAGGUCGGCGGCGAUCGACUGCCACGUCAGACGCACAGCACCGGCAGCCUUGCGGCGGCGAAUCGGGCGAAGAAAUCCGUGUCGGGCUCGCGCGCAGAGUCCUUCCAGGCGUCCAAUCCGUCCACGCCCGAGGUUCUUAUAGCGAAUCGCUCGCGAGGGCCGUCGCCAUCGAUACGGCGCGCGGAGGCAACGGCAGCCGCUCUCCGCAGCGGCGAUGCCGAGCUGACGGGGCUCGACUCAGGGCAGCUGCUUCCGCUGCCGCCGCCGCCGCUUCCGCAGCAGGAGGUGCAAGUCAAGGAGCAGCAGCAGCAACAGCCGCAGCAGCAGCAGAAGCCGCAGCAGAGAGCGCGAAGGGCGGCUCCGAAAAGUCGCGUCGCGUACUCCGAGCCACUCGUGGCGCCUCAAUCCCGCGUCGCUUCAGAAAAGGACGCGCUUAAGGGCUCGUCGCCUGCGGCGCAUGCCACUUUCGACGCCGCAUGUGGCGGCAGCAGAAGGGGCUAUAGCACCGGCCACCGUACUCCUUCCCCCCUUCCCAAUCCCGUUUCCGCUUCGUCCUCCGCCUCUGCCGCAAUCCCGCCCUCCCCGUCUUCUGUUCCCCAGAUUACGCCCGCACCCGAGCCCUCGCCGUCCCCCCUGGCGCUGCAGUUCGUGCGCCAGUCGCGCGCCAUGAUGCUUCUCUUGGACCGCCAGUCCGCGGAAGUGCUCGCCGCCAGUCGCGCAGCGCUGGCGGCGCUAGGACAGGCGGAGGACGGGGAGAGCGCUCAGGGUCAGGCGCAAGGCGCGGGCGUGAGCGCGGGCGCGGACGCGGGCGGGCGGAAGAUGUUAUUUGAUUUGACGGGCGAUGUGAGCGCGGAGCAGUGGCAGCGCGUCGUGCGCGACGCGGUGGCCUCUGGCGGAGGCGCGGCGGUGCUGCGGUUCAACGUGCGCGACUCGGGGACGGGCGGGCACCUGGAGGGGCGGCAGGUGGACCUCAUGCUGCAGCCGUGCCAGUUCGCGCUCGACGCGCGCUCGCUCGUCGGCACCUUCGCCAUCGUCAACCGCCCCUCUCCGCUCCACACCACAACCACCACAGGCGGCGAUAGCAUUGCUGACGUGGACGAACGCCCUGCGACUGCUCGCAGCAGCAGCAGCAGCACGAGCACGAGCGAGUCGCCAGGGAAUAAAGGCGGCUCGCGUCGCUUUAUGCACAAGCUCGCGUCGCUCUUCGGAUUUCUCGACGAACCCUCCCCGCGCCAGCCGCUCUUCUCCGCCGAUCCGCUCACCCCCAGCCCGCACUCCUGCGCCACCGCGGGCGCCACCGUCCCCACUCCGCGAGGGGCUUUUUCCCCCGCUGCUCCCCCCCGCGCGUCUCCGACCCCCACAUCCGCCGCUGGCGCGGCAUUCCCCGCGCCAGGGUCCGCCGUCCCGCCAAUGUCCAUCCUGCGCAAAGUCUCCACCUUUCACGCCCUUAGCCGCGCGCCCACCUCCCCCUCGGCCGCCUCACUCGACGCAGCAGCGGCCAGCGGCGGCGGCGACUGUGCAGAAGGAGCAGGAAGCGGCAGGAGGGCGCUUCCGGACGGACUUCCCCCUGGGGGCAGCGGGCGGAUGUCCGGCGCGCGGCGGUUGCUGCGCGGGCACGGAAAGAGCGGGUCCGCGCAGGAGCGGCGCACGACGACGUCCGGUCCGCUGCUCACGGCCGCGGCGACGCUGUCGCCGGUGCGAGGGGGAAGCGACGGCAAGGCGCGGGCGGAGUUUCUGCGCGCGCGAGGCGGAGACGUGGUGCACCUGCAGCAGCGCUGGGGCAGCGGAUUGGACUCCCCUGGCGCCGCUGCUGGCGGAUUAACGGCGGCGGGGAGGAUCAGCGGAGGGGGCGCCGCCAUCAUCAGCGGCGGCGGCGGCGGCAGCAGCAGGGUGGCCGGGAGCAACAGCAUGGGCCGCAGCAGCAGCAGCAGCAGCGGCGGCGGCGGCGGCGGCGGGACCCUGAUACCUGGCUCGGCGCUGGGGUCGAGCUCCGCCGUUCCCGCUUACGCGGUGAACAGGCGCGCGUUCUCCACGAACGCGCAAGGGCUGAGAGCGGCGGCUACCAGGAAGAUGCAGCGGCAGCAGAUGCGACGAGGAGACGGGGCGGGCGGGGAUGGCAUCGGCGCGCUUGCUUCUCACGCGAAAGGGUAUGACGCUGCUGCCGACCUGCCCACGCCUCCGCCUGCUGCUCGCUCUCUCACGCCUGCCUCACCCGCCGCCGCCGCCGCCGCUGUCGCUUCGGCUGCUGCGGGCGGCGCGGUGAGCGCGAGCGCGCACCCGCUGCUGGCGGGAUCGUCCGGGUCGGGGAGGCGGAACGACCUGUGGGUGAUCAUCCCGUCGCCCAAGGGCGACCGCGAGCGGUGGUGCGGGCACUGGCGGCGGCGCUGGCGGUGGUGGCGGUGGUGGAACGAGCGGCUUUUCUGGCGGGGGCAUGGGGAGCAGCGAUGGGGGGGGGAGAGCGACGAUGGGAGCUGCAGCAGCGCCUCUGCUGCUGCUGCUUCUGCUGCUGCUGCUGCAUCUGUUGUUCUAGUAUCCAAGGCAGCAAUAGGCAGCAGCACACCGACUCCCUCGCCACCCAGCCGUCUUUCCUCCUCCGCGUCCUCCUCCGCCGCGCACUCCCCCAUGUCCGCCGCCUCUGCGGCGUCAUCAGCGCCCAGUCGUCCCGGGUCAGGCAAGUCAACGGGGCUGCGGGAACGGCGCGGGCUGGCCGGCAGACUCGGCACUCUGGCGGUCAAGGGCGAGAGGCCAGACUCCCAGCAGCAGCAGCAGCAGCAGCAGCAGCAGCAGCAGCAGCAGAAGCAGCAGCAGCAGCGGCGGCGGCUGCGGCAGCAGGAGGGGGAAGCGGGGGGGAGUUGCAGCAGCACCCCAGGAGCGCGUGUAGCGUGGAGGUCGGCGUCAGACGCCACUGGUACCAGCGUCACCCCGGGGCGCCUGGCGUUCCUCAGUGUGGGCUCCAAGGCUCCCCCCCAUGCGCUGGGAGGCGCAUGUGGGGGACGAGGGGGAGGGGGAGGCGCAGCAGGGGGCCCUCGAGGCCCCGUGCACUCGCCUCUGGGGCGAGCCCUGUCGCCAGCGCAGUCUGUGCGCCUCUCUCCCCAUCCUGUCGCCUUCACCGCUGCGGCUGCUGCUGAUGCUGCUGCUGCGGCUGCUGCUGCGGCUGCUCCUGGUGCUGGGCCUGCUGGUGGCAGUUUGACCCCUGCUGGUUGGCGCAGUCUGCUGCACCGGUUCCGGGGCAAGGAGGAGGAGGAGGACGGGCUCGGCAGCACGGCCAAUGGCCCCAUCCCGGGCGUACCAUCACACUUGCACAGCCACUCCCUCACUGCUGCCUUUGAUGCUGCGGAUGGCGGUGGUGCUGGGGGGCGGCUUGGUCAUAGCAGGCGGUCCAGGAGCUACGGAGGGGGUCUGUUCACGCCUCGGCUGGUGCGCAAGAGCAAGAGCAGGAGCCUGUUCUUCACAGUGGGCGGGGGGGGGAGCACUGGGAGCCAUGCGGGGGUGGGAGGGGAGGACGACUGGUGGGGCGACGACAACGAGAGCAUGACGCUGGGGUCUCCUGCCAUUCAUGUCGCUGACGUUACCGCUGCUGCUGAAGCUGCUAGUGCCGAUGCUGACGGUGGUAGAAAAGAGCCGGACUCGUUGCUGGGCGCCAUGGGCUCGUCAGCCAUUGCCGCCGACGCAGCAGCAGCAGCAGCAGCAGCAGCAGCAGCCGCGGGCACGGCGUGCUUCACGGGCGGCGACCCUCCUUCGGUCUCCUCCCCUCUCGCCCCUCUGGAAUCUACUUACGGACAUUCAUCUGGUGCUGCUGCUGCUGCUGCUGCCACAUCCAGGCCUGGCAGUGGGUUCGGUAGCAGUGUGAGCGUGGGCAGCGGCAUGGGGAGCAGUGGGAGUGGCGGCAGGGGCAGGCGCAUGGUGAGCAGCCGGAGCAUUGGCAGCGCAGGUGGCGCGGGAGGGAACCGAUUCACCAGCACCUGGAGCGUUGGCGGCUUGCUCACUGCUGCUGCGGCGGCUGGCGGUGCUGCUGGUGCUGUUGCCGAUGGAGCGACUAGUCAGAACGUGACACGUGGCGACGCAGGGCAUGGGGACGCGGGUUUGGUUGCGACCGACGCAGCAGCAGCAGCAGCAGCAGCAGGAGGAGGAGGAGGGAGUGGCAGGAACGGCAGUAGGGCGUCGAUUUCGACCUCUACCUCGAGCUCUACAUCUAGUUCUAGCUCUAGGAGCAAGCGGUGGGCAGCAGCGCUCGCCACGGUGUCGCCCCGCCCACAGCAACAGCAGCAACAGCAACAGCCACAGGACAUGCGUCAAAUGCCGCACCAGAAGGAGGAGGCGGAGGGGGAGGAGGAGGAGAUGGUGGAGACGGAGGGUGGUGGUGCGUUAGGCUGCCGGGGCGUUGUCGCUAAGAACGACAGGAUGCAGCGUGGAGGGCGAUGGCCGUAUGUUGCGCGGGUAGAGGAGGCGAAGGGCGGGGAGGAGGGGGAGGGCGAGCGGGAGGCGAUAGAGCAGCAGCUGCGGUCGCUGGACGACGAGAUGGCCGCCAUGCAGCAGCAGAUCCUCGCGCUGCUCAUCGUGGGCGCAGAGGGUCAGGGGGAGGCGGAGGCGGAGGCGGAGGGGGAGGUGGUUUGGGCGGCGGAGGGGGAUGGGGAGGCGGAGUUGUGCGGCGCAGAGUGUGCAAGAGAAGGGGCGAGAGCAAGCGGAGAAGGCGGGGCGGACGAAGUGGGAGGUGACGGUGGUGGGGGGGAAGGUGGUGGUGGUGACAGGGGGGGAUGUGGGGAGGCGUGCAGAGAGGAGCAGCAGGAGGAAGUGGGGGGGCAGCAAGGGGAAGCAGUGGCACAGGCACAGGCACAGGCACAGGCACAGGCACAGGCGCAGGCGGCUCAGGUGGUGGCUAGUAAUGAAGUGAAGGGAGACGGGGAAAUGGGAGAUGGGGAGGCAGCAGGGGAGAAUGCAGGGGGAGAGGGACAUGCGGAUGUGGAAGGGAAGGUGACCAGUGGCCUGUUGGAGUCUCCGCGCUGCAGCCAUUGCCACACGCCCAGGCACGCUUGCGUUAGUUUCUCGCUGGACCGUGCGGGCGUGGGGUACGCAGUGGUGGCAGCAGGCAGUGGCGACAUCAUCACAUGCAACAACGCCUUCCUCUCCCUCCUCCACCUUAACUCGCCCACCCCUCACUCCGCCACCACCACUGACACGCAAGCAGCCUUUGGUGCAAGAGCAGCAGCAGCAGCAGCGGCGGCAAUGGCAGGGUGUGGUGGCUCCCUGGGUUGGAGCGUUGUGAAUGCCGUUUCUGCGGAGUCAAAGGCAGAGCUCAUGGUUUGGCUAGCCGCCUCUCGCCACCCACUCCUGCCCCCCUCUCCCAUCACGGUCCAUCUGGAGGGGCCUUCUGCCUCUGGCCCCUGUGCCUUCCUUGCGCCACCCUGCAGCAGCGGCAGCAACAACAGCAGCAGCAGUGACACUAAACAGGGGCCUGAGGCAGCAGCAGGGGCGGUGCAGGAGCAGAUUGAAGAGGAGGACGAGGACAGCAGAGGGCGCAGCUCUCAUGCAGCGGCAGAGGAGGAAGGCCCCGCUGCCGCCCUGCCACCUCCCACGGCAAGGUCCCUGCAAACUCCCUUUGCGACUCACUCCCAUCUCCCGGACCCCACCUCCUGCGACUUGCCUGUACGGCAGUUCUUGGCACCAGCACCUGCAGGGCCUGUGCCACAGGAUAACUUAUCAUUGUCACCAUUGUCAUCAGCAUCACAAUCACCAUCCCCAUCCCCAUCAGCUCUAGUGCCAUCGUCACCUUCACUGCAGCUAUCAGCACGAUCAGCAGCAGCAGUGCACGCUCGAAUCACCUUGAUGCUCUCGCCCUGCCUCCUCCCCCUCCUCCCCUUGCCACCGCACACCUCCCCCGAUGGCUCUCCUGCGUUCGUGGCCGUGCUGGCUAUCAAAGGCUGCUGAUGACGCCCAUGCCCACACCUCCUUUCAGCACACUCUGGCCGCCGCCCCCCUACAUGCAGGAACAUCUUGGGGCUGCCCGACAGCAGCUGCGGGGGGUGGCUCUGCGUCUGGUGGUCUCUGGCUUGUUUGGUGCACCAGUCAGCUGAAGCAGCACGAUGUUCUGGAACUUCUUGCCUGCCGGCGGCCAUGACUCGCGCUAUUCUUUCCCGUGCUAUUCAUUCCUGUGCUAUGCUAUACUAAUAGGUUUUGGCAUUGCUGCUGGUUUGCAUUGGGAGAGUGUUAUGCUUCCUCUACCUCUCGACCAUUUAGUGUUUAUAGUACUGCAGGAUCUCUAUAACGAGCUUAUUCUUGGUUUC